This is a messenger RNA of Odobenus rosmarus divergens (Pacific walrus), 6667 nucleotides long. It is a transcript of the gene KIF21B, whose product is annotated as kinesin family member 21B. Gene Ontology annotation, molecular function: microtubule binding; microtubule motor activity; ATP binding. Gene Ontology annotation, biological process: mitotic spindle organization; microtubule-based movement. The transcript is spliced from 35 exons. The coding region runs from base 330 to 5243 and encodes 1637 amino acids. Lineage: Eukaryota; Metazoa; Chordata; Mammalia; Carnivora; Odobenidae. The record is from RefSeq and is a predicted model, not a curated record.
GGGAGGUGGCUGCGAGGGUGGGAGGUGUGUGCGCGCGUGUGCCGCGCCGUGGGGAGCGGCGGGUCGCGCCGCGGGCUGUCAGCUAGCUGCGCGCCGCCGCCCGAUGGCGCGAGGAGGCGCGCGGGCGCAGCCCCGUGGGGCCUCCCCCGGCCGCGGGUGAGCCCCUCGGCUUGCCGCCCGCGAGCAUGUCACCUUCAGCCGCCGCGGCAGACUUCGCCAGCAGUACCCGCGCCCCCGCCUCCCGCAGCCGCAGCUGCUGCCGCUGCCUGGGGCAUCGGCCCCCAGACCCCCGCCCCUGAUCCACGCCCAGACCCUAGAGCCGGAGGACCAUGGCCGGCCAGGGGGACUGCUGCGUCAAGGUGGCCGUCAGGAUUCGGCCCCAGCUGUCAAAGGAGAAGAUUGAGGGCUGUCACAUCUGCACCUCUGUCACCCCCGGGGAGCCCCAGGUCCUUCUGGGGAAGGACAAGGCCUUCACCUAUGACUUUGUCUUCGACCUGGACACCUGGCAGGAACAGAUCUAUUCGACCUGUGUGAGCAAGCUCAUUGAGGGCUGCUUCGAGGGCUACAAUGCCACAGUGCUGGCCUAUGGGCAGACAGGGGCCGGGAAGACAUACACGAUGGGCACCGGCUUCGACACUGUGACAUCGGAGGAGGAGCAGGGCAUCAUCCCGAGGGCCAUUGCACACCUCUUUGGGGGCAUUGCAGAGCGCAAGCGGCGGGCACAGGAGCAGGGCGUGGCCGGGCCUGAGUUCAAAGUCAGCGCGCAGUUCCUGGAGCUCUACAAUGAGGAGAUCCUCGACCUGUUCGAUAGCACCCGUGACCCUGAUGCCCGCCACCGCAGGUCCAACAUCAAGAUCCACGAGGAUGGGAAUGGUGGCAUCUACACCACGGGCGUCACUUCCCGCCUCAUCAACUCCCAGGAGGAGCUGAUCCAGUGCCUGAAGCAGGGGGCCCUGUCCCGCACCACGGCCAGCACCCAGAUGAAUGUGCAGAGCUCCCGCUCACACGCCAUCUUCACUAUCCAUGUGUGCCAGAUGCGAGUGUGCACCCAGCCCGAGCCAGUCAGUGAGGCGGUGACUGGGCUUCCUGAGGGCACCGCACCCACCAGUGAGUAUGAGACCCUCACUGCUAAGUUUCACUUUGUGGACCUGGCCGGCUCAGAGCGGCUGAAGCGGACGGGGGCCACUGGCGAGCGGGCCAAGGAGGGCAUCUCCAUCAACUGCGGCCUGUUGGCCCUGGGCAACGUGAUCAGCGCCUUGGGGGACCAGAGCAAGAAGGUGGUGCACGUGCCCUACAGGGACUCGAAGCUCACUCGGCUUCUCCAAGACUCGCUGGGGGGCAACAGCCAGACCAUCAUGAUUGCCUGUGUGAGCCCCUCAGACCGGGACUUCAUGGAGACGCUCAACACACUCAAAUACGCCAAUCGGGCCCGCAACAUCAAGAACAAGGUGGUGGUGAACCAGGACAAGACGAGCCAACAGAUCAGUGCCCUGCGGGCCGAGAUUGCUCGCCUGCAGAUGGAGCUGAUGGAGUACAAGGCGGGCAAGAGGGUGAUUGGAGAGGAUGGUGCCGAGGGCUACAGCGACCUGUUCCGGGAGAAUGCCAUGCUGCAGAAGGAGAACGGGGCACUGCGUCUGCGGGUGAAGGCUAUGCAGGAGGCCAUCGAUGCCAUCAACAACCGCGUCACUCAUCUCAUGAGCCAGGAAGCCAAUCUGCUCCUGGCCAAGGCUGGUGAUGGUAAUGAGGCCAUUGGUGCUCUGAUCCAGAACUACAUCCGGGAGAUUGAGGAGCUGCGGACGAAGCUCCUGGAGAGUGAGGCCAUGAAUGAGUCCCUGCGCCGCAGCCUCUCCCGGGCCUCGGCUCGAAGCCCCUACGCCCUGGGUGCAUCUCCGGGCACUCCGGCCUUCGGGGGCAGCCCGGUCAGCUCCAUGGAGGAUGCCUCUGAAGUGAUCCGCAGGGCCAAGCAGGACCUGGAGCGGCUCAAGAAGAAGGAAGUCAGGCAGCGGAGAAAGAGCCCAGAGAAGGAGGCCUUCAAAAAGAGGGCAAAACUCCAACAGGAAAACAGUGAGGAGACCGACGAGAAUGAGGCUGAGGAGGAGGAGGAAGAGCCAGACGAGAGCGGCUGUGAGGAGGAGGAGGGGCGUGAGGAUGAAGACGAGGACUCGGGCAGUGAGGGGAGCCUGGUGGACUCGGACUCAGACCCUGACGAGAAGGAGGUGAACUUCCAGGCCGACCUGGCCGACCUGACGUGUGAGAUCGAGAUCAAGCAGAAGCUGAUCGAUGAGCUGGAGAACAGCCAGAGGCGACUGCAGACUCUAAAGCACCAGUACGAGGAGAAGCUGAUUCUGCUUCAGAACAAGAUCCGGGACACACAGUUGGAGCGUGACCGUGUGCUGCAGAACCUCAGCACCAUGGAAUGCUACACGGAGGAGAAGGCCAACAAGAUCAAGGCGGAUUACGAGAAGCGGUUGCGGGAGAUGAACCGGGACCUGCAGAAGCUGCAGGCUGCGCAGAAGGAGCACGCGCGGCUGCUCAAAAACCAGUCCCGCUACGAGAGGGAGCUGAAGAAGCUGCAGGCCGAGGUGGCUGAGAUGAAGAAGGCCAAGGUGGCCCUGAUGAAGCAGAUGCGUGAGGAGCAGCAGCGGCGGCGGCUGGUAGAGACUAAGAGGAACCGGGAGAUCGCUCAGCUCAAGAAGGAACAGCGGCGCCAGGAGUUUCAGAUCCGAGCGCUGGAGUCCCAGAAGCGGCAGCAGGAAAUGGUCCUGAGGAGGAAAACCCAGGAGGUUUCCGCACUGAGGCGCCUGGCCAAGCCCAUGUCUGAGCGGGUGGCAGGACGUGCAGGACCGAAGCCGCCCAUGCUGGACUCAGGGGCUGAGGUGUCAGCCAGCACUACCUCCUCCGAGGCUGAAUCAGGGGCGCGCUCUGUCUCCAGCAUCGUGCGCCAAUGGAACCGCAAAAUCAACCACUUCUUGGGGGACCAUGCUGCACCUGCUGUCAAUGGCGCCCGCCCUGCCAGAAAGAAGUUCCAGAAGAAGGGGGCCAGCCAGAGCUUCAGUAAGGCUGCGAGGCUCAAGUGGCAGUCCCUGGAACGGAGGAUCAUUGACAUCGUCAUGCAGAGGAUGACCAUUGUCAACCUAGAGGCUGACAUGGAGCGGCUCAUCAAGAAAAGGGAGGAGCUGUUCCUCCUGCAGGAGGCGCUGCGGAGGAAGCGGGAGCGGCUGCAGGCUGAGAGCCCGGAGGAGGAGAAGGGCCUGCAGGAGCUGGCCGAGGAGAUCGAGGUGCUGGCAGCCAACAUUGACUAUAUCAACGACAGCAUCACCGACUGCCAGGCCACCAUUGUGCAGCUGGAGGAGACCAAGGAGGAACUGGACUCCACGGACACAUCCGUGGUCAUCAGCUCCUGCUCCCUGGCCGAAGCCCGCCUCCUGCUGGACAACUUCCUCAAGGCAUCCAUCGACAAGGGGCUACAGGUGGCACAGAAGGAGGCUCAGAUCCGGCUGCUGGAGGGACGGCUGAGGCAGACAGACAUAGCAGGUUCUUCUCAGAACCACCUGCUCCUGGAUGCCCUCCGAGAGAAGGCGGAGGCACACCCAGAGCUGCAGGCCCUCAUCUACAACGUGCAGCAGGAGAAUGGCUACGCCAGCACGGAUGAGGAGAUCUCAGAGUUCUCUGAGGGGAGCUUCUCCCAGUCAUUCACCAUGAAAGGUUCCACCAGCCAUGAUGAUUUCAAGUUCAAGGGUGAGCCCAAGCUGUCUGCCCAAAUGAAGGCUGUGUCAGCCGAGUGCCUGGGUCCCCCGCUGGAUAUCUCCACCAAGAACAUCACCAAGUCCCUGGCCUCCCUUGUUGAGAUCAAAGAGAACGGAGUGGGCUUCUCCGUCCGAGACCCCUACUACCGGGACAAGGUCUCGCGCACUAUCAGCCUGCCCACCAGAGGCAGUACUUUCCCCCGGCAGUCUCGAGGCACAGAGACAUCCCCUCUGACCCGAAGGAAGUCUUAUGACCGAGGGCAGCCCAUCAGGUCCACGGAUGUGGGAUUCACGCCGCCCUCAUCCCCUCCCACUCGGCCCCGCAAUGACCGGAACGUCUUUUCUCGUCUCACCAGUAAUCAGAGCCAAGGCUCAGCACUGGACAAGUCUGAUGACAGCGACUCCUCUUUGUCGGAGGUCCUGAGGGGCAUCAUCAUCCCCGUUGGAGGAGCCAAGGGUGCAAGGACAGCCCCACUGCAGUGCGUCUCCAUGGCCGAGGGCCACACCAAGCCCGUCCUCUGCCUGGAUGCCACAGACGAGCUACUGUUUACAGGAUCCAAAGACCGCAGCUGUAAGAUGUGGAACUUGGUCACGGGCCAGGAGAUCGCGGCCCUAAAGGGCCACCCCAACAACGUGGUGUCCAUCAAGUACUGCAGUCACUCCGGGCUUGUGUUCUCCGUGUCUACCUCCUACAUCAAGGUGUGGGACAUCCGGGACUCGGCCAAGUGCAUUCGGACCCUCACGUCCUCGGGCCAGGUGACCUCCGGGGACGCCUGUGCCGCCACAUCCACCCGCGCUAUCACCAGUGCUCAGGGGGAGCACCAGAUCAACCAGAUCGCCCUCAGCCCUUCAGGCACCAUGCUCUACGCUGCCUCGGGCAACGCCGUCCGCAUCUGGGAGCUCAGCAGGUUCCAGCCGGUUGGCAAGCUGACUGGCCACAUCGGCCCUGUCAUGUGCCUGACCGUCACCCAGACCGCCAGCCAGCAUGACCUGGUGGUGACCGGCUCCAAGGACCACUACGUUAAGAUGUUCGAGUUGGGUGAGUGUGUGACGGGCACCAUUGGCCCCACCCACAACUUUGAACCCCCACACUAUGAUGGCAUCGAGUGUCUUGCCAUCCAGGGAGAUGUCCUAUUCAGUGGCUCGCGGGACAAUGGCAUCAAGAAGUGGGACCUGGAGCAGCAGGAGCUCAUCCAGCAAAUCCCCAAUGCACACAAGGACUGGGUGUGUGCCCUGGCCUUUGUCCCGGGCCGCCCCAUGCUGCUGAGCGCCUGCCGUGCGGGCGUCAUCAAGGUCUGGAACGUGGAUAACUUCACACCCAUUGGCGAGAUCAGGGGCCACGACAGCCCCAUCAAUGCCAUCUGCACCAACGCCAAGCACAUCUUCACUGCUUCCAGUGACUGCCGGGUAAAGGUGUGGAAUUACGUCCCCGGACUCACCCCCUGCCUUCCUCGCCGAGUCCUGGCCAUAAAGGGCCGAGCCACCACCCUGCCCUGACCCUCCCCUCCCGCCUCCUCUGUCAUUCUCCCCUCUUUCCUCUUCCCUCUCUUUCUCCACUUCGGUCUGAGCUGCUUCUCAACGGUAUGAGAUUAUUUUACUCCUCCUCCCUACUCUCCCUUCACGCCCUGCCUGGCCCGGACUGAAUGCCCCGCCUGCCGCUCUUCCUCCCACCCUCCUCUUCCGAGCAUGACCAGCGGGACAAACCCCCAGGAGAGGGGUGCCAGGCGGCAGAAGGCAGAGGGGGGAGCAUCCAGGCCUGGACAAAACAAAACAGCACCAACGAAAACCCAUGACGAGAAUUCUGUGGGGACUUUAAGACCACAGGCCCUCUCCCUCUGCCCAGCAGCCAGCCACCCCUCCACCCCUGCAGUCUGCCCUCAUCCUCAGCAAUGCUUGCCCCUGGGCCCCAGCCACAUUCGGGGAGUUUGGAGAAUCUGGCCCAUCCUUUACUUUGGGGGUAGCCAGCCGGGCCCACUUUGAGAGCUGACCGGUCCCUCUCUGUCCUCCACCCCAGUGACCUGACAGUGAAGUUCUGGAGCGGGCGGCGGUUACCUGGUGGCCCACCCUAGGAGCACACAGCGGUCCUCACCCGGGCUGUCUUUCAGAGGAUGGCCCCCAGACCCUCGGCCCCCCGGCAGCCUGGACAGCACAGAAGGGAAGCUGUGGUUUGACAGGGCCAACUGCCCUGGGGACAGAGGGUUUGGGCCUCAGGUGUGGCCCCUCUCCUGCUCUCCUGCCUCUCCCUUGACCUUCCUAUGGGAUACUGUACCCCCUGCCUCUUGGGUUGGCGGGGGGAGAGAGGUUUGGGGAGGAAUUGAAGCUGUGAAGCCAAAGGGCAUUUUCCCCUCUCAUUUCUCUCCCUGCAGGCCCCUCGGGCUCCCCUUGCCCUCCCUCUGGCCACAUUUUCUCCUUCUGAGCUGGCCAUGCCCUUCCUUAAGCCUCUGGCCCAGUCGCAGGGACCUGUAGGGGAGGCGAAGCACCCCCAGCCCCCGCCCCACCGAUGAACAGGCCUCCCCUGCUACCCCCUAAUCCAGCCUUCGGAGCCACUGCACCUGCCUCUGAGCCCAAAAUGAUAGUCCUCAGGUAACCAUGGAAACCAGGUGUUGGCAGCUGGGCCCUGCAGCUGACCCUAAGCCCCUUGGCCACCAACAGCCAUUCCCAGUUGACCCCAGCCGUCCCUUGGGGUCCCUUUCUAAUGGGGCCAAGGUAGAGCUGCUAGAAAAAUUCCUUUGGGGAGAUGGUCAGAAAUACUUCAGCUAUUUAUUAUUUUUUUUUUAUUUUUACUUUUUGCUGUUGCCUCCUGGAAACUGACUUGAAGUUUCUCCCCAAAUGUUCUUUCCCUCAGCACUCGGGGGCCAGGAAUCCCAAAGGGAAUCUGCCCAACCAGCCUUCCAGGGCCACCUCCUCUGUUCGCUUUGCAG